UUUCGUGAUCAUUGCUCGUUUACAUCGUCGAAAUUCAAAAAUAAAUUCUUGACAUUAAUUUCGUUUUCAUAAGCAUGUGAAAUCAAGUUUUAAGGAUAUUUUCCUACCAUAACGAUGGAUAACUUUGUUAAAGUACGAUAGAUUCCAAGAUAUCAACAACAAUGACUGCUAAUCACACAUCGAGAAACGAAACAUCUGCUCAGUGUGAUCUUUUAGACACAUUCGGAUUUUUUAUUCAAGGAUUAUUGGCGAUUGUAGCCUUCAGUACUCUAAUACUAAAAAGAUUGAGAGAACCAAAAGCAUCAAGAAGACCAUUACAAAUCUGGUUUUACGACACAUCUAAACAAGCUAUUGGUGCGUUACUGAUCCAUUUUGCAAAUGUAUAUCUAUCAACACUAUUUACUGGAGAUCCGUGUACAUGGUACUUUAUUAACUACCUUUUAGAUUCAACUGUUGGCUUGUUGUUGAUCUAUGUUUUGCUUCAAAGUACUCAACUCCUUGUUCGAUGUUAUAAAUGGGAUACUCUAAUCCUGGGAGAGUAUGGAAAGCCACCACAGUGUGAGUGGAUUGGUCAAUGUGGUUUAUAUAUUCUUGUAUUGAUUUUGGAGAAAAUUGCCAUAGCAAUGUUGGUCAUGUUAGAUUUCUGGCAUGAUGUACGAAUGUUUAUUUUGAAACCAGUACGAAAACAUCCGAAGUUUGAAGUUGCUAUUGUUAUGUUGAUAGUACCAUUUAUAAUCAAUGCCUUUAUGUUUUGGGUCGUUGAUAACUUUCUCAUGAAGCAAAGAAGAAGCGUGAAGCUAACGAGAAUGGUCGUGUACAGUUUUCACGAGUGAAUUCAUCAAACAAUGACGAGGUUGAAAUUCUUUUACAUACGUAACACAAAUAAUGACCAUAGCAGCUUAAAACAUCAUGAUACCUAAUUGUUGUUCAUUUUUAUUAUGUUUUUUAUAAAAUCAUAAGUACAUAUUUUCUCGCCUUGUACAAUAUCAAAAUAAUUUUUUGUUUUUGGUAUUGAGAUUUGAAAAUACUUGCCA
Xenia sp. Carnegie-2017 is the source of this 1034-nucleotide messenger RNA. Its product is annotated as store-operated calcium entry regulator STIMATE-like. NCBI's taxonomy places the organism in Eukaryota, Metazoa, Cnidaria, Anthozoa, Malacalcyonacea, Xeniidae. Gene Ontology annotation, cellular component: membrane. The record is from RefSeq and is a predicted model, not a curated record.